UUGUAUCAGUGUAGUAUUGGUGUGUGAUUUAGCCUGUAGGCUACAGUAAUGGGCUGCAUGCAUGUGUAUUCUCUUACAAUGGGAUCCGGAGACACAUCCAAAUCGGAUUAACGUUACAGGACAAAACAAAACAGCAACAAAAAAAAAAACCAGCACGCUUUUCUUUGUUUACUGUCUGAUUACGUGAAGUCUCACAAGUCCCAGAAAAUCCUUGUAUUUGUGAGGAAUUACGACAGCCGAGAUUGCUAUUCUUCUCCAAAGAAAUGAGGUCAGAUUUCAAGAAUGACCAAUUAAAAUAGCACGACUGGAGAAAACUUUAAAGUUGAAUGUGCCCUAAGAGUUGAUGGAUCAAUUUUUAAUCAAUGACACAUGCAAACAUGAUCCUUGGACAAAAUGCGAGAUGUGUGGCUCAUUGUUGGCUGAAGCUUUUUUGUGUGAAGGAGGGGACGAUGGCUGAAUGGGACCGGUUCAUUGUGCAUAAACAUAAUCAAUAAAGAGCCCUGGAUCUCUGGAUCCUUGUGAGAGCAGUGCUGUUUUGAGUUGGACAAACGAGGCCAGUUGGACGAACAUUUAAACCUUCUUUCAGUAGAUCUUCACUCUGAUUGGUCCUGAUGGUUAUAAAAACGCAUCUCCGCUACCCUUCAGCGUACCCGGGGAAGAAGGAUGUGAUAUACUAUCAAAUUAAGGAAUUUCAGUGCUUUGAAACUUGUAAGACACAAACCACUCACAGUCAUUUAGAUGGAGGAAAGAGAGAGGAGUAGGAGUUGCUCCCCGCGUCGGGUGCGCCGUGUAGAGCAGGUGGUGGGGAGAUGGCUGCGCCGAUCACGAGACUCCCUCAGCAGGGAUCGUAUCUUAGGGGACAGGAAGUUGGGCCGUUCAGACGAUGGUGGCCAACAGCAUUUCCCAGUAAAGGAGACAGUGGAGGUGAUCAGAGAUGCUGUGCUGGACUCGCAUGGCUUCACGCUCUCCACACAACUCCCCCUGCUGGUCAGGGACGUUAUUCCAGGAGGACCAGCAGAUGGACGUCUCUUACCAGGUGAUCAAGUAUUGAAAGUGAAUAACAAAGCCAUUGACGACUUGUCUCCUGAAUAUGUUAACAACAUGAUUAGGCAGUGCCAGGAUUCUGUAACUGUGACAGUCCUCAGAAACAUGUUGAAUCCCAAGUCCUCAUUUAUGUCGGCAGAAAAGAGAGCUCGCUUGAGAAGAAAUCCGGUUAAAGUGCGCUUUGCCGAAGAAGUAUUAGUCAACGGACACACUCAGGGAAACUCCCUUCUCUUUCUGCCCAAUGUGCUUAAGGUCUACCUGGAGAAUGGGCAAACCAAAGCCUUCAAAUUUGAUAAGACCACCACAGUGAAGGACAUUGUGCUGACUUUAAAGGACAAGCUGUCAAUUCGAUCUAUUGAGUAUUUCUCCCUGGUGCUGGAACAGCAAUACAGUAUCACUAAACUACUCUUACUGCAUGAAGAUGAGCUCAUACAGAAGGUAGUCCAGAAGAAGGACUCACAUGAUUACAGAUGUCUGUUCCGAGUGUGUUUUAUCCCCCGAGAUCCAGUGGACCUGCUGCAUGAUGACCCAGUCGCCUUCGAGUACCUCUUUCACCAGAGCGUUGGUGAUGUGCUGCAGGAGCGGUUUGCUGUAGAAAUGAAAUGUAACACCGCUUUGAGGUUAGCAGCACUGCAUAUGCAUGAAAGGUUGGCCAGCUGUGGACAAACUACCAGAGCAUCUAUCAAGAAUAUUACUAAGGAGUUUGGAUUGGAGAGUUUUAUUUCACCCACAUUACUGAGGAACAUGAGAGAAAAAGACCUGCGGAAAGCUCUUGCAGGCCAUAUGAAGAAAAUCCAGUCACUGCUUGAACCACGUCAGAAAGUAAUCUCAGUACCUCAGGCCAGGUUAGCAUAUCUAACUCAGAUGGCAGAACUGAUAUCAUAUAGUGGGAGAAGCUACAAUGCCACCAUGCUGCUGCAGGACCGGGAGUCGUUGGUGAGUUUGUUGGUGGGAGCACGAUUUGGUGUCAGCCAGAUACUAAACCACAAGCUGAACAUGAUCUCGACUAUUAUAGACUUCCAUUAUAUCAGCCGUGUAGAAGUGCUCUCUGAAUCUGACAGGGUCAGCAUGCUAAAGAUCUACCUACAUGAUAUCCAGCCCCUGGCCUUGUUAAUGGAUUCUGUAGCUGCUAAGGACUUGGCAUGUCUGCUGGCAGGCUAUUGCAAAUUGUUAGUGGAUCCCAAUAUGAACGUGUUCCGUUGGGGCCCUCGUCCCAAAAUACGUCGUAUACCUUUAGAAGAAGGCUUUGGAUUCCGCUGUGGCAGUGAUUCAGAUGACAGCUCAGAUGAGGACUACUCCAUGGACAACCUUCUAGACACCCCAGUCUCUGAGGACACUGUCUCAACUCAAACAAAUGAGGACAGGGAGGAUGAGAAGGAUGAAGAGAAGGAAGAGGCCACAGUAAGGGUGAUUGUGACCCAGUCAGAAGAAGACGAGAAGGUAUUAGAAGGUGCUCUAGAAGGAACAAGUACAAGUGGUUCUAUUGAGGAUGAGGACUAUGCAGCAAGAGUAGAUGCACUUCUGGAAACAGGAUGGUACACAGACCCAAGAGUCAACAGCAGCUUCUCUAGUUUGUCCAGUAACUCAUUUAACACUCUUGAGGAGAUUAGCAAGAUAUCCAGUACAUGGCCUGCUCGUCUGGACACUUUUCAGGAGGAGAUGCCCAAAUCAGACCAGGCUACUGGGGCCUCUAACAUGGAUGUCCAUUAUCCUUACCUGUUAGAGAUCCCUGAACACCUGAACCGGAAAGAGAAAUUAAGCCCCCCCUCUGGCUUGCUAUAUGAUAAGCACAGUGGUUUGAGGUACAGUGACCUCUCCCAGCUGUCUGAUUCCCUUCCAAGCCCACCUGAAGCAAGUGAUGAUGCAUUGAGUGAUUUGGAAGAGAUUAAUAAAGAUGAAAACAAAAAUUAUAGCCCUGCAGACAUUGACGCGGUGUUGGCUUCAGGCAGUAGUAAUAGCAUAAAAUCCACUGUAGCUGGUUUCAAUGUCCAAGCACUUUUAGCAAGGAUUCGUAGCCAUCCAGCAUGUAAGAAAGAUUUGAGAAAUUCUAACUUCUACCAGAAAGAGGAAGCAAAGUCUAAAGGACCGUUGUCCAGACCAAAAGUUCAGCCUCCACCUCCACCAGCAAGAAUAGUACCCAGAAUUUCUGAAAUUGCAAAAGAAGCAAGAAACAGUGGGUCAGAAUCAGAAGAUGAGUUUUUUGAUGCACAGGAUCGUCUCACUCCACCAAUCUUAGAACAACCUGCAGACAAGAAAGUCAAUGGAAUGAAUGGAAUGGAACGUGCUAUGAAACAGUCUGAUGCAAAGAUCAGUGUGGUAGAACCAGCAGCAUCCAAGAUGCAGAGUCGAUCAGACAAGCCACACCAUGGCAAUUCUUUACCUAUUAAUAGAAACAAACUAAAGAAGGACACUUCCCACCUUAAAGAUGUCACUCCUGCAAAAAGUAUUCUUGACAAUGAGCUGGAGAGUCACCAGCCACCAGGAAUUGUACUUCCUCAACCAGACAUGCUUGAGCCUAAGACUAUCUCAAAUAAUCACAUCUCUGAGAAGAAGGGCCAGCAGUCUAAUGGGGAUAUUCCUGGCCGUAAUUCUCACAUGUCCUCAGAGCUUUUGGAGAUGGAGCCAGACACUAUGGAGUUUAAGCCUGUUACUACAGCUGGACCUCCACUGUCUUCCCCCUUAAUCACUGCAGUGAGGCAAAAUAAAUCCCAGUUACCAACCUCAGUGGAUCCUGCAACAAGUUCAAAUGAAACUCAAAAUAUAAAACCUAUAGACUCUAAACAAGAUGAAAUCAUUAAAGAAGAGAAAACAGAAAAACACCAAUCACUGCCUCCUCUGCCGACCAAGAAAGAAGUUGUUUCUGCACCCCCCCCAGAAUCUGACAAACCCGUAUCCAACAUUUCUCAGUCAUCAGCUGGUUUAGCUCUGAAAACUGAAGAUGAGAAACCAUCAAAUGGGGUUUCUUUGCGCACCUGGUCUCAGCGUAACGGGGCCACCCCAGGCCCUCCUCUGAGUAAAGGGGUCUCUCUAAGCCAUGAGAACCUUAAAUGCCAACUAAGGAAUGAGAACACGGUAGUCGCAGUGACCAGUGCUUCAUCUCUGACAGCCACUCCACCCUCAUCUGUGACUAUGAGAGGCUCUAUAAGCAUGGAUCCCAAAGAUUCCUUUGCGACUGGAAGGGGUUUCAGCAGCAGAAGUUCUUCUGGACGUCUACCUGCUUCAGCACUACGUGGAAAGAUCCAGGACAUGCCUUGGUAUCUCACCCGAUCCCAGGAAAUUUUGGGGACGGUAGCACUCAGCAGUGAUAAAUUAGCAGACACUACAGCAUCUAAGGAUGUAUCUGAUUCCAAGGGCUCUCAAAAGGAAUCUCCAAAAUCAACUUCAGUACCUGCUUUAAAUGAUUGGAAAGAGAAAGAUGCUGCAGUGGUUGUUGUGAAGCUCAAAGAUGGGCCACAAGAUGUGGCCUCGCAUGUGAAAGACACCAGUGAGAAAACUUUGUCUGGUCAAGACCUAAAGCAGAAUGGGUUACAAGACUCCACGGAACUUUUCUCACGCUUGGGAACAUGCAGGUCUGAACAGCCUAAGUCUCAAAAACACCCUGGUACAAAAGAUAAUCUGGAAAGGCCAUCUCCUCCAUCUAGCACUGGAACACCCCAUCGUGAUGCAUGUGGGUGCCACACUGUUUAUGCCAAUUGCUUUAGUGGGGAUUCUGAGGAUUUAUGUAGUUUUGAUGAUGAUCUAACAGUGUACGAGUUUUCCCGUCAGAAACGAGUCAACAAACCACCCCAGACAUCAAAUGCACCUUCUUCUGCCCCUUCUUCCAACAUCCUGUCUCUACUAAGAGACUCACCUCACCCCCUUUCGACCUCUAGUGAGCUUAGUCCUCUUUUUACCCCACCCCGGCCUAGACCGCUGGGUUACAACCCACUAGACAAUCCACUACGGGAUCUUCAAGAAAGACGAUAUGUAACAGGCCUAAAAGGUACUGGGCUUAAAGGGGGCUACACAUCCCUGCACAAAGAUAUUGAUGAACUUCUGCUGGUGCUUAAGAAUGGUGAGACUGCAAUAAAUCCUCCAGGCCAGAAGGGGCCAUGUGAAAAGGCUAGUGGUAUGAAUGGCAAUUCCUUAUCUGAAACAGAGCGCUGUUUAGUGCAGGCUGAGGCAAGGAGGCUGGCCUCAGGAUGUCAGCGUGCAACUAGAGUUGGCUGGGCACCGGACGAUGCUCUACUCUCAUUGGGCAAUAGCUUUGGUGCUUUGGUACAUCUGGCAGCAGCUUGCCUUCAAGUGUCCUGUUCAGAGUGUGGGAGUUGCCAUGGUGAUAUUGAUGGCACUGAGGCUUUAAGGAAGCUUCAAGAAAUUGUGUGUCUGUACAAAGAGUUUGUGAUGGCUGUAGAAGCAGCCCGAGAAGGGGAAGGUGUCAGGUUGUUAGCUAAACAAUGCACGGUUCUCAUCUCUACAGUCUUCUCUCUAACACAACUCUUCAGGACACACACUCCAGACACAGACAAUAGACAUUUACCACUAAACUUCUGAACUUGGAACUUUUGAUUGAAAGAGAGCAGAGAACUUAAAAAAAGAAUGAUUUUUUCUUUUGUUUGGAUUUAAAGACUUUGAAUGUGUGCUGGCACACAUGAAAUAAAAGUAAGUGCCGUGUACACACACACACAAACACACAAAAUCUCAGUCAAACAGAUUAACAGGCAAAUAAGUCUACCAAAAAGUAGAACCUUUGUCCUCUAAAACUGUUGGUCUUGCCAAGUCUCCUUAUGAACUUUAAAUGGGAUAUGGUUUUAUUGAUACAUACAGUAGCUAUUUUCUAACAAUAUCUUAUUUCUUUAAGUAUGUAUUCAAGUACUUAUUUAUUUUUACAUACUAUGUGUACGCACCGUGGAUUAUAACCUAUACUUACAUUUUUGUUUUGUUGUAUGUAAAGUCCUACCUCUUGGUCUAAUAACUAGUGAUACCUGAAAGAAAUAGACAGUGUUACAGUGUCCAGUGUCUGUAAUUUCUUCUUCUUUUUUUUGUACUGCUCGUCACUGACUUAGGCAUGGUACUUCAUAAGAUGGACAAAGCAGACACUAACCCUCUUUCUUCUCCCAACUUUUGACCAUAUGUACAUAUAAUAGAUGCUAGAAAGGAUGUAUAAAACACUCAGUAACAUUUAAAUUGUGUGCAGUAGUUUAUCAACUCACUAUCCAAAGUUUGUCUUCUUUCUUUUUGUUUGAAAAGUUGGAUAGAAAUGGGAAUUAUUGGAUGUUGAGAGAAAUUUGAAAGUAUUUAAUUUUAUAGCUAUGUGUCAGUAUGAACUUUAAUGUUCCUUUUUCACUGGCACGUUAGCUUACUGUUAAUGGUAGCGAUCAGUUUUAUCCAAAGAUGAUACAGCACGAGGUGCUCUGUCAUUGUGUUCAUUCAUUUCAUGCACUAGGCAAACUCCAAUAUUUUUACUUAUUUUAUUCCUAUGCAAGUGUCACUAAUUCAUAUCUGUUGUCAAAGUUUUUGUAUUGAACAUUGCUCAUAUCUGAUCAAAACUGUUUUGAUAAUGGGGCUUCCCAAACAAACCUAAGCCUUAUCCUUGAUCUGCAAGGACUGGAUCAUGGUCAAAUUAAGUACUUAUGCAAUUGCAACCUGGUUCAUAAUUUGCCUUGGGAUGAUUGGGGUGAAAAUAUUGGCAAAAAUAUUACCAGGUAUUAGUACUAGAGUUUCAAUAGUUUUUUCAGUAGGCAGCCCAAAAUUGAGGUAGUGUUCUGCAUUUUAUUAAAUAUGUUAAAAUUCAUUUUGUCAUAAAAUGUGGCAUCUUCAGGGUGAAUUAAAGCUCUGUAUGGUCACUGGUAGCAUUCAUCAUAUCAUUCAUCUUUCACAUAAAGGUGGGGUAAAAGUCUGGGGUUUGGAUCUGCAUGAAGGAGCCUGUCAGUGCUAACUGUCAGUUCGGGAAGAUGAUUAACAGUGAAUUUAACCUAGACCUUAAAGCUUGUUGCACUUGUAAAUGAUCAAUUAUGAACAUAAUAUGGUUUUACUAAAGUCAUUAAAUUAGAGGAGAGCUUCCAAACAUUACACAUUCACAUUUCCGACCACAUGGUAUAUUAAACAAACAAUCAAGUUCAAUAUUAUUAAGUUGUGUUUGAAGCAACAGGUCACACUAAAAAAAUUAAAAAAAAAACAAACAAAAAAAACACCGAAAUGUAGAAAGGAGUUUUUUCUUAUGCUGACACACUUAUUGCAUUUAUGGUCUUGUUAAUUGUUAAUAUUUUUUAAAAAUUUACUCCAGCACGCCAGCACAAGUUAUGACACUAAUGGUUACACUGACAGAGAUGUCUAUCAGCCAUAUCAAACUACCUGAAUGAGGACAACCUCAAAUGGUCCUGUUGCUAUUGUUUUUUCUUUCUUUUUUUCAUAAUUGUAGCAAAUAAAAUGUACUAAAUUAAUCUGUGUAUGCGGAUAGCUUGCAUUUGGAGUCCACAUAUAUAAACACAGAGUAGCUCUGAGCAGUGAGAAAUUGUCUGACUAAUGAAGGGACAAUCGUUGAAGUCAUUUUGCAUUCCUUCUACU
Molecule: messenger RNA, 7590 nt
Organism: Hemibagrus wyckioides
Lineage: Eukaryota; Metazoa; Chordata; Actinopteri; Siluriformes; Bagridae
Gene: frmpd1b
Product: FERM and PDZ domain containing 1b
Exons: 17
Coding region: 739-5577 (1612 amino acids)
Cellular component (GO): cytoskeleton
Molecular function (GO): protein binding
Source: RefSeq, a predicted model, not a curated record